AUGAUAACAAUUAUAUCAAAAGAUAAUGUGAGGAUUAAUAUUUCCAAAUAAAUUAUUGAACUAGCAAAAGGAUUAGAGCCUUAUUCAAUUGAUAAAGAUAUAGUUUUUGAAGAUAUUGUGACUGGAAAUUUUUUAUAAACAUUUAAAUUAUUUUAUGAGGAAUUCUAAUUUGAUAUUGAAAAAAUGAAAUUCCCUAAGCCUAUUUAAUCAAAAGAAAAUCAAAAAAUAUUUGGUAAAGUCUUAUUGGAACAUAUUAAACCCUAUAUGGAUAUUGCAAAUAGAGAUAAAAAUAUUGAUAUAUUUAUUCCAUUUAUUCAAGGCGCUUACUUAUUUUAAGCUAAACAUUUUAUUGAAUUUAUUAAUUGUUGUUUAGCUAUGAUGAUAUAAUUCAAAGGAUAAUCUGAAUAUGAUAUUAAAUAAUUUUAAAAAGAUUGGAAUCUGUCUGAUUUAUAAUAAGAAUCCUAGUUUAAUUAGUAAAAUUUUAUAUUAUCUAGAUUAUUUUUUUAGAAAUUAUAGAAUAAAUACAUUUAAGUAUUAUCUACAAAAGAAGGUGAAUAAUAAGUACAAUAAAUACCUAUGGAAGAAGAUUUAUUUAGUGAUGAAUGGUGA
Messenger RNA from Paramecium pentaurelia, 609 nucleotides. Lineage: Eukaryota; Ciliophora; Oligohymenophorea; Peniculida; Parameciidae. The record is from the annotation of a GenBank genome assembly.